GCUCCGCCGGAGGAGCUCUUGAUGCCAGUCACGGAGCGCCCCUUCCUCCUCCUCCUCCUCGUCCUCCUCCUCCUGCUCCCGCUCCUCCCGCUCCCGCUCCCGCUCCGCUCCGCGCCGACGGGAGCCGCCGCCGCCGCCGCCGGCCCCGCUCCUGCCCCGCAGCCAGAUGCUGUAAGAAGUGCGCAGAAUGAUUCACACGUAUGAAGACUGACCAGGAAUUGAUGAAGGCGGAGCUGCAUUUAAUGACUUCCAGGUUCACUUUCUAAUGCCUGAUCUGAACUGAAGGUGAGAGGAAACAUAAGGCGUCUUUCAUUCUGUUUGGACUGGCUGUUUACAGAAGCGAUGGAGAUGCUAUUCAGCACAAAAGGGAUCACCAUAUGCCUGCUUUUUUUUGUAUUAAGUUUGGCAGCAGCUAUUCAAAUACCAUUAUCAGUCGCACAGCUUCCAACAAUCACGGAGCAAUCUAAGACUCAAGUUGCCUACCCCUUUGAUGACGACUUUGCCAUUAAAUGUGAAGCUACUGGGAAUCCACAACCCACUUUUAAUUGGACUAAGGAUGGAAAACCAUUUGAUUUGCUAUCUGACCCCAGGAUAAUCCCAUUUAACAAUUCAGGAACAUUCAUGAUCCAAAACCAUGGAAUCAUGGCUGAUUUUCAAGGAAAAUAUCGUUGCUAUGCUUCAAAUGCACUUGGAACUGCCAUGUCAGAAGAAAUUGAAUUAAUAGUUCCCAGUAUACCAAAAUUCCCCAAAGAGAAAAUUGAGCCACUUGAUGUCGAUUGUGGCGAUUCUGUGGUUCUGCACUGUAAUCCCCCCAAAGGAAUUCCACCCUUGCAUAUCUAUUGGAUGAAUAUUGAUUUGCAACACAUUCCACAAGAUGCAAGGGUCUCCAUGAGCCUUAAGGGGGAUCUGUACUUUGCAAAUGUAGAAGAAAAUGACAGUCGAAGCGAUUAUUGUUGCUUUGCAGCGUUUCCAAGACUGAGGACAAUUGUCCAGAAAAUGCCAAUGACGCUGCGGGUAACACGUUUUAAGCACACUAAUGACUCAGGCUCCCCUAAUGCUGCUGUUACUAAGGCAAACUUUAUUAAGGAACGAAAACCCAAACUGCUGAUACCACCUGAAUCUUCCGGCAUUAGCUCGUUAGUCACUGUCAUCAAAGGGGGGGUCCUGCUACUUGAAUGCAUCGCUGAAGGGCUCCCAACUCCUCUUCUAAUCUGGAACAGAGUUGGUAGAGACAUGCCCGAGGACAGAGCAGCGACGGAAAAUUACGGAAAAGUUUUGAAGAUAGGAGAAGUGUCCGCAGCCGAUGAAGGAACUUACCUGUGCACGGCAAGCAAUUCUGUGGGGAGCGUGAAACAUGAGUUCCGUGUCCAUGUGGAAGAUCAAAAAACUAGGAGAGAGAGGUCAAGGGACUCAACCAAGGCCUCAGAUGGAAUUAGUGUCAGAAAACCUCCUCAGUGGGUAAAGAAGCCUGUCAGCAAUGUUUACAGCGUUGGGUCAAAUCUUGUAUUGUUUUGUCAAGCUAUUGGCAACCCUGAACCAACCAUAAAGUGGAAACUUAAUGGGAUGCCCAUUGAUGGGAGGACAUACAGGGGCCAAAUCCUUCCCAGAGAGAUCAGCCUUAUCAACCUACAACUUCAGGACAGUGCCGUGUAUCAGUGUGAAGCUACGAACAAGCAUGGCACCAUCCUGGCGACUGCCAACGUGAAUGUUAUCAAUGUUAGUCCAGUAGUGCUAACCCCAGAGGGUGAAGACUAUGCCACAGUUGUGGGCUAUAGUGCAUUCUUGCACUGUAAAGUUUUUGCCUCACCUCCGCCAGUUAUUAGAUGGGUGAGAGAAGACAGUACGCAAUCACUUGAAGGUCUACGUUAUGCCGUCUAUGAAAAUGGCAGUCUGGAAAUAAAAGAAACAAUGAAAGAAGAUUCUGGAUUAUAUACUUGUUGGGUGACAAAUUCCGUUGGAAAAGGUGCAGUCAAUGCCAAUCUGGAUAUUAGAGAUGCUACAAAAAUUGCAGUUACUCCAAAGAACCCACAAGUGCUGAAAUCACAUUCAGUGUUAUUGAAAUGUCUUUCUGAAUAUGACCCACACUUGAAACACAGCUUUAAAUUAUCCUGGAGAAAAGAUGGAGAUGAGCUUCAAAUCAAUAGCACAGAAGAUGGGAGGAUAAUUGCUGACAUGGACACAGUGUUCAUAUCAAGCGUAACAAUGGAGGAUCAAGGUAUUUAUACCUGUGUGGCUAGUACAUCUCUAGACCGUGUUACAGCUGAAUCCCAAUUGAUUGUCCUUGAUAUUCCUGACCCACCUGCAGCCCUUCAUCUCUCAGAGAAACAGGACAGAAGUGUUAGAUUAUCCUGGAGAGCUGGAGACAGUCAUAACAGUCCUAUUAAUGAGUCUAUUAUAGAAUUUGAAGAGAAUCGGUGGGAGCCUGGGAAGUGGCAAGAACUAACCAGAAUCCAGGGGAAUGACACGACCGCUGUUUUAUCCUUGGCCCCUUUUAUAAAUUACCACUUCCGUGUUAUAUCUGUUAAUGCUGUUGGGAGAAGCCGGGCUAGUGAGCCAUCAGCACGCUAUGAGACGCCUCCAGCUGCUCCAGACAAGAACCCAGAAAACAUCCGAGUCGAAGCUUCUCAACCCAAUGAAAUGAUUAUGAAAUGGGAGCCACUGAAACCUGUGGAGCGCAAUGGCCCUGGACUGGAGUACAAAGUCAGCUGGCGGCAGCAGGGGGUGGAAACUGACUGGAAUGAAGAAUUGGUGAAAAAACAUUCCUUGCCAUUGGGGAAUACUCCCACAUUUGUGCCUUACGAGAUCAAAGUCCAAGCAGUAAAUAGUUUAGGAUCUGGGCCUGAACCAAAUGUUACCACUGGAUAUUCAGGCGAGGACAUUCCAGAUGCUGCUCCUUCCAGUGUAAUGGUGGAGGUCCUGAACAGCACACUAGUUAAAGCAAUGUGGUCCAGAAUUCCAAGAGACAGAGUUCGUGGACGCUUAAGAGGCUAUAAGGUCAUUUGGUGGAAAACAAGGAGUUUGCUGGAUGGAAAAAGACACCACCCGGAGAAACACUUCCUAACUUUUAUAGGAGACAGAAACCAUGGAAUGAUUCCUGGUCUAGAGCCAUUUAGUGAAUUCCACUUAACUGUUUUAGCUUUCAAUGGAAAAGGAGAUGGGCCUGAAAGCUCCCCAAUCAUGUUCCAUACUCCAGAAGGAGUUCCUGAACAACCACAUUUUCUAAGGAUACUAAACUUUGAUAAGGAUUCUGUCACACUGUCAUGGGGACUUCCUAAGAAAUCAAAUGGCUUUCUUACUGGCUACAAUUUGCAAUAUCAGAUAAUCAAUGAAACCGAUGAGAUUGGACCUUUGAGUGACGUCAAUAUUACCAACCCUUCGACUUUCAGUUGGAGGCUUUCAAAUCUGAGCUCCAGUACUAAAUACAAAUUCUAUGUGAGUGCCUGUACUAUGAAAGGCUGUGGCAAGCCAGCCACAGAAGAAGGACUAACAAUAACAGAUGGGAGUAAAGGGAUCGGGAAGAUUUCAGGAGCAGUAAAUCCCACCCAAAAGUUUCACCCCAUUGAGGCACUUGAGCCUGGAACUGAAUAUACAGUUCGUCUAGUGACUAAGAAUUGGGUUGAUAACAAUAGCAUUUUUGAAGAUGUAAUUGAGACGAGGGGGAGAGCUUAUGCUGGCAUAUAUGAGGGAAUUUCUACACAAGGCUGGUUUAUUGGACUGAUGUGUGCCAUUGCUUUGCUUACCUUAUUGCUGCUAACUGUUUGCUUUGUCAAAAGGAAUAAAGGAGGAAAAUACUCAGUGAAAGAAAAAGAAGACUUGCAUCCAGAUCCUGAAGCCCAAUCAAUAAAAGAUGAAAUCUUUGGGGAAUAUAGUGACAGUGAUGAAAAGCCACUCAAAGGCAGCCUUCAAUCAAUUAAUGGGGACAUUAAAGCUACAGAGAGUGCUGAUAGUUUAGUAGAUUAUGGAGAAGGGGACCACGGGAUGUUUAAUGAAGACGGUUCAUUUAUUGGAGCUUACUCUGGAUCUAAGGAGAAAGGAUCAGUCGAAAGCACUGGAAGUUCUACAGCAACUUUUCCUCUCCAUGCAUAAAAUAUUAGCAUGAAUGAUUCAUUUUGAAUUGCCAUAUUUAUCUUUACUAGUAAUCAACUCUUACCAUACAUGAUCAGAAGUAGGUUACAGAAUGAGUCAGUCAGGAAUUUGACAUCUGUGGAUAGAGAAAUAAGUCACUGCCAUUAACAGAUGAUUUUUGAGACUUUUUUUUUUCUUUUUGGUCCUGAUUGUUCAGGUAUUUUCAUUGAAUAAAACCAGAAGGUGUAAUGUUCUGUCAUGCAAGAGAUGUCACUCAGUCUGACCAAAACUGCAGCUACUCAGUGUUACAUAUGUAUAUACAUACUUGUUCUUCUACACCUGUCUUAGUUAUAUUACAUGUUUCUCAGUAUAACUUCCUCUUUCUUGUAUGCUUUUGUUACUUUGUAUAUACCUUGCAUCCAAUAUUUCCUAAUAUAUAAUGGCCUUGGCUUUGUAGAGGUUGGAGUGUAAUAAAAAAACAAACAAAAACAAAAAGGUUACUUUAUAAAGUAACAUGCUAUAUCUUAGUGAGAAAAAAUAUAUAUCAUGUAAAACACUAAAGAACUGCAUUCCAUAUGCUAUUUAAUUUUUCAUAUUGUCUUCUUGUUUCAGUGAUUCUAGGAUUAGUGACUAGAGCUGAAAGCAAGUACUUAGAGAUGCAGUUUUAGCCGCAAGUAUUUGAUCUCAAACCUGCUGUCAAAAGGGGGGAAAAAAAGUCUGAUCUUGUGUAUAUAUCUUCUAGCCAGUAGCUGGCCCUCUUUCCUUAAACGCGUUCAGUUGUAGUAGCUUGAACAAGGGCCUUAUUCCAAAGUCUUUCUAUCUGUCAAAAAAGCAGGAUCAGGUUUUCGGACAUAAAAAGGCCACCUGAAUUUAAUUCCCAAGAUCUUUGAAAGCUGCAUUUCUAAGCGAUUUGCUUUCCAUAUGUCUCUUGUGUAUAACUGUAUGCUAGCAUACAUUUCACGAAUGCAUUGUACAUAUUAUGUUAAUAUUGCCACACCUGAAAAAUACAGCCUUGUUUUAUUUGGAAUUGAGAUGUGAUGCUAGCAUGCGUCUGUAUAGCUAUAUAGUAAUAGAGCUGCUUCCAUCUUUACGGGCUUCAAUUAGUUUUCAAAAAGCACAAAUUGUGUAAAAAAAAUAAUAUUUAGCAGUUUUGCUGCUUUCUUUCUUAUGUAAUCAAAAGGUGUUCCCUUCCCAAAAGGAAGUUCUGAAUUUAGGGAUUUUUAAAAAUUUUAUUUCCAAAUGCUAUAUUCUUAAACAAAAUAAUGGGUUACAGUACAGUGUAUUUUAUGUAGGGUGCUGAAUGCUGUUUUAAAUCCCCACCAAAAUUGUUCAUUCUUUGCUACUGAUUAAAAACUCAGCAAAGCUACAUGGUGCAUUUUUUUGUAUUGCUUGUAUAUUUGAUUUCAUGACUGUUUUUAAAAGUUUUGUAUGGCCUUGCUAACUUCAGUACACAGUUAAUGUUACUUGCAAUUGUCCGUUCUUUUUAUAUGGUGGUAGCUACCAUUAAAAUACAUUUCUGCCAUGAUGAUGAGACCUGCUAAAUAAGGCAAAACAGUUUUCUGUAAAACAUUUUCCAUGCAAGCAGUACUUAAGCAAGUAUUCCCAUGGCUUCUGUGGAAACAGUACAGAUUGGUAUUGUCUUGAGUAAGGGUUUAUGGGAUCAGGCAAGGAAUUCCCACUUUGUGAUUUGCACUUAAAAUUAGAAAUGGUUUCACUCGGUUUUUACAUGGACAAGGGCUAGGUUUUCUAAAGAGUUGAACUCCCCUUAAUGUACCUGUAUGAAAUGGAAAGAUUUUGGGAGGUAUUAUACAACCUUUGAAAAUAAUAGUACCUGGCGGUUGCUGAAUGGUUUUGAAAAUCUCGUCUUAUUUUGAGCACAGUAGUUGAGGAGCUGUAUUUGCAGAGCAUUACUCCUCUUUCAGAGCUCAAGAUGCAGAAGGCUCUGGGGAGGAUUUUUUCAACAGAAGUAAACUCUGCGGUGAUGAUGUUAUCAAUAGCCCUCUACAACUUCACAUGGUUGCUUGUAUCUUAUAAUGUGUACAACCCAUUUGCAGUUAAUGAACACCCAUACUGCUUGUAUUAUGGGUACUAAGGAUUAGCUGAAGUCAUGGUCCCAGGAAAAACAAAAAGAGAACUAUGUAAAACAGACACAAAUUUCAGAUCCGAUUAGCAGGGUGUCAUAUUAUCAAAUGAUGAAUAAACACCCUGUGCUCCUGCCUGCUCAGUUGUUACUAAGAGAUGUUGAUGACAUUCCUAUGAUGUGUUACUCAUCUGCCGGUAUGAGUGCUUUUUCUAUUAAAAUUUUAAUUCAGACUCUUACAUCUUAAUGUUAGUAUUUUGUUAUGCCUCAGGGCCUAAAAAUUACAGAGUGACAAAAAGAUGUGCAAUGCAAUUUUUAAAAUGUGCACUGAUUUUUAUUUUUCAGGAAUAUGCCCAAUGAAUAUUAAACAAACAUCAAAACUUGCUAGGGACUCUGUAAUUCUUGAGAAAUUUUUUUCAGCAUCUUUUUUUUAGCUGCUGUUGUAUCUUGUGCAUAUCUUGGACCGUGAAGUAGGUUGAAACUUGCUGCUGAGAUAUGUUUUAAAAAUGGCAAUUCCCCCUCCCCUCCCCCUUUUCAAGUCAAAUAGUCAAAUCAUUCUUUCAUUCACAAUGAGAUGAUAACAUUUUUCUAAGUGGGGUGGCCUGGGUAUAAAUGAGAGAAGAAGUUGGGGAUUUAUGUUGGAUUUAUAAUAUUUGCCAUCAGUUCUGUACUAUAUUGAUUAAAGCAAGUGUUUCUAUGAGUCUGCAGUGGUUUUUGAAAUUCCCUUAAUCAUAUAGCAUUUGGAUGUGUCUGUAUGGGACAAGGGAAUGUUGUACGGAGCCACUCGGAGCUGUCUGUCUCCCUGUGUUAGCCCUGAAACUAGAAGCAAUAUAGCUGUGUUAUUGCUGUGCUCUGCCUGAGGAUAGGGUAGACAGACCUAGCUUGGGGUAAGUGUAAAAUAGUCUCAAGGGAAAGGUUUACAAAAGUCUUGAUAUUGAAAAGUGUUGGCAUCCAAAAUAUGGUGUCACUGCCAGUUCCACUGGGUUAGGGACCAAAAGUUUUAUAUCAACUCCCCAAGAAGUCCCACUGGGGUCAUCUAUAUGAGACACUUAUUGCGGAGUCGCCUAAUUUACUGCGGCCUAACAGUACCGUACAUGUAGAUUUUGUGGAGCUAACCAAUUAACUCUGAAGUAGGAUAGUACUGCCAAACAUAAGUGCUAUCCUAUGGCAGAGUUACUUACUACACCAUAACACAUAUGUAGACGGUGAUGGGGUGACGGGAUACAAGGGUGCUUCAGUGCAGGGGCUGCCUGCCAGCUAGCCCCAUAUUAUAGCACCCUUGUGCCCCAGGCAGCCCCUUGGCAGCACGUUGAGCCAGGGCGAAGCAGAUCCAGGCUGGCAGGCUUAUCCCUGGAGCCUCUUCCAGCUGGAACUGCACCGCCCUGGGUCAGUGCUUUACGGUCCUGGGCACAUGUAAAUGGUGUGCCCAAGAGCAAUAAACUUCAGCCCCAACUGCCCUGGAGUUUAUUGUGCUUCCCUAAUUUCACAUGGAGAUGCACCCACUUUCUUCAGUAGUACAAUUCGGACUAAAGCUACUGACUAAAGCUAUCCAAUAUAAGAAAGAGAAUCAACAUCUGUCCUUAUUGUAUUAGAUUAGUAUUAUUUUAAAGCAUGCACAAUAUAUAGUAAUAUUCUUAGGAAUGGCCAGCCUAUUAGUUAAUCCUCUGGAAGAUGGGCUGUGAGGCCCCCAUCACAAAAUCCAUCCUUUUUAAGCAUCAUUCAUUUUAAGCAGUGAUCAUGUCCCCAUCACUGUGCACUCUGCUCUUGACUUCAGCUUAAUUUUACAAGGGUUUGUACUAGUGGAUACUAAUAUAGGGUAAAAGCCUUAGCCAUAUCUGCUACCAGGCUGUAGAAUGGCCUUUGAUGAGAGAAGAAUUGGAUCCCAUAUCAAAUCAAUUAUAUAUUCCCCUGUAAAUCACGGCAUGUAGGUGAGUGUAAAUACAUAAUAGGUCAACUGCAAACAUACCUAAUGAUAAAUAAUUUAGCUGUCACAUCAUUUUUGGCUUUGUUAUGGCCUGGUCCUCCAAACCCUGGUGUGCAGAUUAAUACUACCAUUGACUUCAUGAACCAAACUAUGUGAUCAAGUGGUAAAUUAAAGUCUGAAGGAUCAAUAUUAUUUUCCAAACGAAUUAGGUAAAAGUGAGUAGGUUAUUUUUCUCCUGUCCAAAAUGGGUUUUGACAAAAAUUUCACACACAGCUUCCUAAAGGAAUGCUAGUAAAUGUUUUAUUCUGACACCUGCAUACAUCUGAAGGGGUAUUUUAUUGCAAUCUUUUUCAUUUGGUCAUAGUUAUACUUCUAAACUAGACAUCUCAGUUACUUUAAAUAGCUCCUCUGCAAGAAGAGAGUUACUUAAAAGAAAUCGUCGUUGGUGCUUGCUGGCAGAAAUUCCAUUAAUUUGACAAGGGAUCAAGUCCUGAAAAGCAUCUUUAUAUUUUUUUUUAUUGCUUAAUGUUUUGGAGUAAAACCUGAUUUAUAUGUUUGCCAUUUGUCUUUUAGUACCUGUUUACAUUUCAACAGUGUAGCCUUCAUAUUAAUGUUUUACAUAUGCUAUCAAGUGACUGAGCUUUGUGAUCUGCAGUAGUUUGUUCAACUUUCAUACAUACGGGAAAUAAUGUGUGGGUUUGAGCCAAAGCAUACUUUUUUUUCCUAAAUAUCACACACAAUAUUUUGUUACUUCACGAGAAGAGAUCAAGACAAACGUGUUACCAAGUUCUCACUGUUACUUUUUUGAGAUGAAUGUUAGUGUAAAUUUAUUAAGGUUUAGAGAAAUGUGUUUGUACUGUAGUUGCCGUUUGUAUCAUGCCUAUGUACAUGUAUGGUUUUAAAGGAUAUUUUCAUUAUACAUGAAAUUCAACUUUGCUAAUAAAAGUUUGACUUGAUGUAAUCUUGAAAAGCCUAACUUGUGAUCCCCCAUUUUGUUAUUAUUAUUACUACUGCUACUACCACUACCACUGCUACUACUCUGACUGCUUUUUGGUCAGGAAUUUAUUGUCAUUUUAAACAGGUUAUGGGCUAAAUUUUCAGCUGGUGUAAAAUGAUGGCAUUGUCUUAGCUUUAGCAAAGCUAUACUAAUACUAAUGAGGAAUAUGGAUCUGGCCCCUAAAGUCUAUUGAAUCAGAACCUAGAUAUCCAGUGUCCAGAGCAGGAAACGCGAAGUCAUCAUGAUGCCUGAUCUUCACUGUACAUGCUAGAACAUUGUAAAUAAACUGUGAGCAUUAAUAUAAAGCA
Alligator sinensis (Chinese alligator) is the source of this 9374-nucleotide messenger RNA. It is a transcript of the gene CHL1, whose product is annotated as cell adhesion molecule L1 like. The transcript has 29 exons. Bases 343 to 4086 code for a protein of 1247 amino acids. Gene Ontology annotation, biological process: axon guidance; dendrite self-avoidance; brain development. Lineage: Eukaryota; Metazoa; Chordata; Crocodylia; Alligatoridae. Gene Ontology annotation, cellular component: axon; plasma membrane. Gene Ontology annotation, molecular function: cell-cell adhesion mediator activity. The record is from RefSeq and is a predicted model, not a curated record.